CUGUAACCUCCCCAAAAUAUAACCACCAAAAAAAAGCUACUCUUGAAACUUCUCUCUCAUCACUCUCUCUCUCUCUCUCUCUCUCUCUCUCGCUGAUGAUUCCGGCCAAUCUCCAGUCCCCUUGUUCCCCUUCCUUCUAAAGGGGGAAUCAAACCCUAGCCCCUCCAAAUCGCCAUCUUCAGCUUUUCUUCAGGUCGGGAUUUAUGUCCCAAAAUCAAACCAGAGGCCGAUCGAGCAAUCCGAGGGGAUUCUCCGGCGGAAGAGGCCGAGGGCGCGCUCAGCCUCCAGUCUCAUCAAAUUCAUCAGCGUCUCGGAGUCUCAAGAAAUCAGGCAAUGGACAAUCGAGGGCAACUCCCAUUGGCACGAAUCAAGUACCAGUAUCUUCACAAGGAUCAUCGGAGUUGCGCACCUCAAAUGCAGGUUCGAGACCGAUUCCGAAGGCUCCAUCUUCUCAGCCUUCUCACUCAGCAACUCCACCUAAAGGGGGUGCAUCGCGAGAAUCAUUUCCUCUUCAGUUUGGGAGUAUAAGUCCAGGGAUCAUGAACAAGAUGCAGAUACCUGCUCGGACGAGUUCUGCCCCGCCGAAUUUGGAUGAGCAGAAGAAUGCACAGGCUCAUCAUGAUUCGUUCAGGACCAAAUCCACAAUGCCUCCACCCACUGCUCUAAAAGAGCAACAGCAGCAGAUGAGGAAUGAUGUGACUGGCCUUAAUCAAUCUAGCACUCGAGAUUCUCAUCCUCAAUCCCAGACAAACAGGGAUGUACAUGUUCCCAUUUCAUUGGCUCCUGCUUCAAUACCACCAAAAUCUUCUGUUCUUCCUAUAGGUGGGAUGCCAAUGCACCUCCCCUUUCAACAGCCUCAAGUUCCCAUUCAAUUUGGUGGUCCAAGCCCACAAAUGCAACCACAAGGUGUCACAUUCAAUUCACUACAAAUGCCGAUGGCAUUACCUAUUGCCCAAGCUCCUCAGCAGUUUUUUGUUCCCAGUAUCCCGUCUCAUCCACUGCAACAACCGACCAUGAUGCAUCAGGGGCAGGGCUUAGGCUUUGCACAUCAAAUAGGUCACCAAAUGCCUUCUCAGUUAGGCAACCUCGGGUUUGGGAUUGGCCCACAAUUUUCUCAGCCACAGCCUGUAACUUUUGUUGGUACAAGGAGGAGCACCGUGAAGAUAACUCAUCCAGAUACACAUGAAGAGUUGAAGCUUGAUAUGCAUAAAGAGAGUAAGGCAUCCAAUCAAAAGCUGCAAGCCGUUCUGACUUUUAGUUCCUCUCAUCAAACAAACUACCAUUCUACCAUGCAAGCUAAUUCUUAUAACCCUUCACCAAUUUUAAACCCCACAUCUAAUUCUCAAAUGACUACAGGUUCACAAGGUCCCCGAUAUAGAACUCCUGUUGGUCAAAAUGGGCAAACCAUUUUGUUCAGUAAGCAAUCUGUCCAUAAUCCCAUAUCAGGCAACAAACCUGAGCAAUCAUUGCAAGUUUCUGCUCCUCCUUCUGUCCGUGUGACAAUUAGACCAGCUGUCAAUUCAUUUGAGGAGAAAACUGGAUCAAUACACCAAAGUAAGUUGCAAACUCAGAAAGAGGGUGGUGAAGUUGAUCAGCAGCCCAAAUCAAUUGAAAUAGCAAGUGAUACUUUUUCAGCUGAAGAUGAACAUUCCACCACAGCACCAUCUUCUAGAAUAUCUUCAUCACAUUUGACUCCAGUUGGAGAUUCUAUUCAGAGAUCAGACUCCAUAAAGGAACAGGAGGGAAGAACUAGUAAAAGAGCAUAUCAUCAGCAACAAAAUAAGCCAGAUGUACUAGAUUCUGAAGGAAUGACAAAAACAAUCUCGAAGUCAAUCAAAGAUAGCAGUGACAUGAUUGCUCAGGAGAAGCUUGAGUUCCUUUCACUGUCAAAUUCUUCUGCUUCUAUCACUGGUUUGCCUUUUCCAGCUGUACAACAUGAAAAUUCUGCAGAAUCCAAGAUUAAAGCAGUGCCUUCACUUUCCGAGUCAUAUAGAGUUACACUGGAAAAGGAAGUAUCAGGAGAUUCUUCUAUUUGUUCUGCUGUUUCACUGGAGUUGGCAACCAACCGCUAUUUGUCUGAGGAGGGAGAUUCACAUGAGGCAUCAACUUCUUUGGAUUCUAAGGCUGGGAGAACUAUAUCUGAAAUUUCUGAUUCCGCAUCAAAUUUACAUGAGAAUACAUCUGCUGAAACUGAAAAAGCACAUGAAGAUUUAGCUUUGAAUGGCAAAUCUGAAGUAUCUGCUGAUUUACAAGAUAGCACAAGUGCUGGAUCAUAUCCAGUUUCCACAGCACCUGAUUCUCUUGAAACUGUUAAUACAACUGCAACUAGGGAAAAUGAAGAAAUUGUAGUUGAUAAGCCUGAAGAAAAAGCUAGUCAUGUAUUAUGUCAUGGUGAAGAGCAGCCAGGGACUGGACAGGUGGUGCACUGCAGGCUAGAGGUUGAAAUGGGAGAAAAGAAGACAGAUGUUCUUUCUUCAUUUUCUGAGUCUAAACAUACCGGAUAUCCUUUAUCAUCUUCUCAUGCCGCUGAAGAUAAACCUUCAGGCCCUGAUAGUAUUUUAAAUAAAUUUGAAACGGAAAGCAGCCAGGAUUCUCUACAAGGUUCAGUUUCCUUGGGGCAUAAACAUAAAUUGGACGGUGAAGUUACAGAAUCGUCCAGUAGGGAGGGACUCAAAGACAAGCCUAAUUUGGAUCCUGUAAGAAGUAAGGUUAAUGCUGGAAAAAAGAAGAAAUUAAAGGACAUUCUCUCUAGGGCAGAUGCUGCAGGGAGUUCAGACCUUUAUAAUGCAUACAAGGGCCCAGAGGAAAAAAAUUCAGUAGUUGAUACAUCAGAAAGCAUUGAUGAUUCUUUAACAGUUGAUGCAAAGAAUGUGCUUGCAGAUGACCAUAAUGAAGAUGUUCUUGAUGUAGAAGUUGGGCAGAUUACAUCUGAGAUUGAUGAUUGGGAAGAUGCCGCUGAUGUCUCUUCUCCAGAUUUAGCGGUGGAGAACAUACAGCAGGCUCAUAAAAAUGAAACUACUAGUAAAAAGAGCUACACCAUCGAUUUUCUGUUGACCUUUUCUGAGCAAUCUGCAGAUCUUCCUGUAGGCUUUGAGAUAGAAUCUGACAUAGCAAAUGCUUUAAUGGUUAGUCCAGUCAGGACAUAUCCCAGCCCAGGAAGAAUCCUGGAUAGAUCUCCUUAUCAUGGAAAUGAUGAGAAGUGGACCAAAGCAGCUACUGGUUUUGGUAUUGGGCAUGACAUUCGAUUAAAUAUGGGUUAUGCGGUUGCCAAUAUAAGUUCUCGACCAGCUCAAGGAGUUAAUAAUCUGGCUGUCAGGCAUUCACGUGCUCAUCCAUCCACUCACUUUGCUAGUGGGAUUCUCCCUGGGCCUAUGCAACCUCUGUCUAAUGCUGAUUCAGACAGGUGGCAGCGUGCUAUUGGUGCUCAAAGAGGUUUUAUACCUUCUCCUCAUGCACCGUCUCAAAUAAUGCAUAAGGCUGCAAAUAAGUAUGAAAUAGGUAAGGUGUCUGACAUAGAACAGGCAAAGCAAAGGCAGCUGAAAGCUAUACUUAACAAGUUGACACCUCAGAAUUUUGAGAAACUCUUUUUACAAGUUAAAGAGGUUAACAUCGACAACACAGUUACUCUUACUGGGGUCAUUUCCCAGAUUUUUGAUAAAGCCUUGUCGGAGCCAACCUUUUGUGAGAUGUAUGCAAAUUUCUGUGCCUGCCUUUCUAAUGAAUUACCAGAUUUCGUCGAGGACAAUGAAAAAAUUACCUUUAAAAGGUUGCUUCUCAACAAGUGCCAAGAAGAAUUUGAAAGAGGUGAGAGAGAGGAGGAAGCGGGCAGAAUAGAAAAGGAAGGUGAAAGCAAACAAACUGCAGCACAAAGAGAAGAGAAACGAAUCAAGGCACGACGACGGAUGCUUGGAAAUAUUCGUCUGAUAGGAGAAUUAUACAAAAAGAGAAUGCUGACAGAGAGGAUCAUGCAUGCAUGUAUACAAAAAUUGCUGGGAGAAUAUCAGGAUCCUGAUGAGGAGGAUCUUGAAUCUUUGUGUAAGUUGAUGAGCACAAUAGGGGCCAUGAUAGAUCAUGCCAAGGCCAAGGAACAUAUGGAUGCAUAUUUUGACAGGAUCUCAAAACUUUCUACCCAUCCGAAGCUAUUACCUCGAACUAGAUUCUUGCUAAGGGACACAAUUGAUCUUAGAAAGAAUAAUUGGAAAGAGAGAAGAAAAGUUGAAGGGCCAAAGAAGAUUGAUGAGGUUCACAGAGAUGCAGCACAUGAGCGGCAAGCUCAAGCUGGCAGAUUGGCUCGUGGCCCUGUCAUUACUUCUGGACCAAGACGAGGACCUCCUGCUGAUUAUAACCUGAGAGGAUCUGCUUUGCUAUCUUCUCCAAAUUCUCAGCAAAUUGGCGCUGCUCGUGGUUUACCUACUCAGUUCCGUGGGUAUACCAAUCAAGAUACUCGAGCGGAUGACAGAAAUCACUUUGAGAGUAGGGUGCUAUCUGUUCCCCUCCCGAAAAGGACCACUGAUGACAAUUCCAUCACUUUAGGUCCUCAAGGUGGUCUAGCUCGGGGUAUGUCCAUUAGAGGAGAAAGCAUGUUAAGGGACUUCCGGAUUGAUGUGAAUGAUAAAUCUGCAUCAACUAACCCUUCUGGGAGAAUACAUGGAUCUUCAAGUGGAAUUGUAGAGACACCGUCUCAGUCAAAAUUUUUAUCUGAAGAAGAUUUACGGGAGAAGUCCGUAUCUGCCAUAAGGGAGUUCUAUAGUGCCAAAGAUGAGGAGGAGGUAGCUUUAUGCAUCAAAGAGCUCAAUUCCCCUAGUUUCUACUCUUCCAUGAUAUCACUAUGGAUCGCAGACUCCUUUGAAAGGAAAGAAACAGAACGAGAUCUCUUGGCCAAGCUUCUCAUCAGCCUUUGCAAACAUCAAAAUAGCUUGUUCAGCCAUUUUCAGCUCAUCCAGGGGUUCGAAUAUGUUCUUUCUUCACUUGAGGAUGCCGUUAAUGAUGCUCCCAAGGCUCCAGAAUUCCUUGGUCACAUAUUUGCCAAAAUUGCACUAGAGGAUGUGGUUUCUUUAAGAGACAUAGGAAAAAUAAUAUAUGAAGGGGGAGAAGAGCCAGGGAGUUUAUUGGAAUCUGGGCUUGCAUCAGAAGUCCUAGGUUGUGUUUUAGAAUUCAUAAAAAUGGCGAAGGGGGAUUCGAUGUUGAGGGAGAUAUGUUUAAAUUCUAAUCUUAAGCUGGAGGAUUUCAUACCGAGGCAUCCCACCAAAAAUAACAAGCUUGCUGCAUUUCUUUAGAGAGAUGAAGGUGACUGUAUUGGCUUACGUCCAAAUUGUGUAAUGUGCAAGUCGUCAACUGGGACUGGAAGCGCAUUGAUUAGUUGCGGUGUAACGGACAAUUGCGAUUAGUCCAAAGUGUCAUAGUUGCAUGAAACUGCAAUUGCAAUGUUUGCAAUUGUAGCAAAUCAAACCGACUUCUAGGUUGUCCGAAUUGGAGUUGUGGCUCUGAAGCUUGUCAAGAAGACCAAGCUCACUGAUAAAGAAAUUGGACCAAGAAGGAAAAAAAAAGGGAUUUUCCAGCAGUGAAUUGAUUUAAAUAUUGUCGAACAACAAAAGCGAAGCGUUGAAGUGGAAGACAUGAAUAUGUUUUUCCAAAAAUAGGGUUUCGAGCUGGUUUUUUUUUUUUGUUGCUCCGUUGUUGUGUAUUUUCAGGCAACUCUUACCGUUCAGCAUGUAAAACUUGGACGACUAGAUUUUACAAUGGCUAUAUUGCGCAACUUUCUUAGUUGAAUAAGAUUAUAUCAAUAU
Messenger RNA from Asparagus officinalis (garden asparagus), 5786 nucleotides. Its product is annotated as eukaryotic translation initiation factor 4G-like. Gene Ontology annotation, cellular component: eukaryotic translation initiation factor 4F complex. NCBI's taxonomy places the organism in Eukaryota, Viridiplantae, Streptophyta, Magnoliopsida, Asparagales, Asparagaceae. Gene Ontology annotation, molecular function: translation initiation factor activity; protein binding; mRNA binding. The record is from RefSeq and is a predicted model, not a curated record. The transcript has 12 exons. The coding region runs from base 204 to 5276 and encodes 1690 amino acids.